AACUACAUGUUACAAGAGCAAGGUGGGAUUUCGGGUAUCAGUUAUCAGAGUGCCGCCACAUCAUAUCAUCAUCUCCUCCGCUAUCCGACCCGACCCGUACACUUCCUCUCCCUCCCUCCCGCCCUUUCUUGAUUUCCGAUAACCCCCAACUAAAAGAAGGGAAAAUCAAAGAAAUGGGGAGCUCAAAUGUUGGGGUGUCGGACGAUUCCACUACCAUCUCUGAUGAAGUUGGUGGAACCCCUCAUGAUACUGAAAUUGACGUGGUUGACUCCAGUCGUUUUCAAGAAGGUGAAAAAGUACUCGCCUUUCAUAGCCAACAACUUUAUGAAGCUAAGAUUCAAAAAGCUGAGUUUCAAAUGAGGGAGUGGAGAUAUUUUGUUCAUUAUCUUGGUUGGAACAAAAACUGGGAUGAAUGGGUGGGCAUAGAUCGACUGAUGAAACUCACAGAAGAGAAUAUUCAGAAGCAGCAGGAGCUUAAGAAAAAACAGGAUACAGAUAAGAGUUCAAAGGGUGGACGUGGAUCACAAAUGAAAACAAAAGGCUCUACAGGGGGAAGAGGCAGAAAGCGAAAGAGUGAUGUUUCGCAGAAGGACAAGUAUGCUCCUCCUCCAGAAAAGCUUGUCAAUAUCCAAAUACCAUCACAAUUAAAGAAACAGCUGAUUGAUGAUUGUGAAUUUGUCAACCACUUGGGCAAGCUCGUCAAACUUCCACGUUCUCCAAAUGUAGAUGAAAUAUUAAAGAAGUAUCAUGACUAUCGGCUGAAAAAGGAUGGAGUGAUAUCUGAUUCUGUUGGAGAGAUUCUUAGUGGUUUGCAAUGCUACUUCGACAAAGCACUGCCUGCUAUGCUCCUUUACAAGAACGAGCGGGAACAAUACCAAGAAUCAAUUAGAGACGAUGCCUCUCCAUCCUCUAUCUAUGGAGCUGAGCAUUUAUUACGGCUUUUUGUUAAGUUGCCGGAGAUUCUGUUCUACGCAAGUAUUGAAGAUGAAACAUUAACAGAAUUAAGGCAGAAGUUACAAGACUUUCUCAGAUUCCUGCAGAAGAAUCAAAGUGCAUUUUUCCUGUCCAUGUACCAUUCUGCGGAAGGUUUUGAUGUGGCUGACAAGAAAUAGGAUAACUGAAUUGGAACUUUUCUUCUCAAGUGUACAUUAUCACACCUACUAUGUAUAUUCUCUGUUCUCCAAUGCAGAACUAUGUUGUAUUACUAGGGAUGUUACUAGUAAAUUUUGCUGCAUAGUAGCUCACACAUGUUUUCCUACUUAUUGCCUGUGCAGUGGCUAUGCCAGUGUUCUGGUUGUCCAGCUAAA
Nicotiana attenuata is the source of this 1307-nucleotide messenger RNA. RefSeq names its product protein MRG1-like. The transcript is spliced from 11 exons. Gene Ontology annotation, biological process: regulation of DNA-templated transcription; chromatin organization. Gene Ontology annotation, cellular component: nucleus; histone acetyltransferase complex. The record is from RefSeq and is a predicted model, not a curated record. Lineage: Eukaryota; Viridiplantae; Streptophyta; Magnoliopsida; Solanales; Solanaceae. Bases 174 to 1112 code for a protein of 312 amino acids.